Molecule: messenger RNA, 2760 nt
Organism: Myotis myotis
Lineage: Eukaryota; Metazoa; Chordata; Mammalia; Chiroptera; Vespertilionidae
Gene: TMEM167B
Product: transmembrane protein 167B
Exons: 3
Coding region: 147-497 (116 amino acids)
Source: RefSeq, a predicted model, not a curated record
CUGCCUGCCCUUGCGCCUGCGUACUACGGUCCCUACCCGUCGCUGCGGCCGGGAUCGGGAAGUGUCAAGCGGGAGCUGGGUUCCCCCACCUGCGCUCCUGCCACCGCUGAUCCCGGACCCCCUAGCCAGGCCCGGGCUCAGCCGCCAUGACGAACGUGUACUCCCUGGAUGGGAUUCUGGUGUUCGGUUUGCUCUUUGUGUGCACCUGUGCCUACUUCAAGAAAGUUCCUCGUCUCAAAACCUGGCUGCUAUCAGAGAAGAAGGGAGUGUGGGGUGUGUUUUACAAAGGUGAGCGCCUAUCUGCCCAGGAGGGGGGGACUGCCGUCUCUGGACAGUGGGGUGCAGCAAGCUGCUGUGAUUGGAACCAGGCUGCAUGCUGCUGUGGCGGUCACCUGCGUCCUCAUGGCCUUUUAUGUCCUGUUUAUAAAAUGAAUUCCAAAGCAUCCAUCUCAUCAACUGCCAACCAAGGGGACGAGGGUGAAGAACCUGGGGCCUGAACCCAGCGUAGGAGAGUGCAGCUAAAAUCAUCAAAGUCACCAGGAUGACACCACAGCACCUGCCCCUCCCACAUGUGGGGAAAACUCAUGGUUACAAACAUUAGUCAUGCUUCAGGGGACUCCAGAAAGCCAUUAUCCUUACAUCAGUCCUCGGCAGACAGCACAUAACGUCCAGAUAAAUUGCACCCCUGGGUGAUAACAUUACAUACCUCCUGCCUAAAAACCUGUCACCUGUUCUGUUCCUCAGCCCUUGUCAGGAUCUUUUCAAAUGGAGGCUCAUUAGGGAAGGAAUAAGCUGUAUUCAGAUCUCUUGGAAGGAGAUAAUUUUCAAGACUUGACUUUUUUUUUUUUUACUGUUUUGAUUUAGAUUUGGCAAACUGGAGGAAAGUGGGGGGGACUGGGUAGGAAACAGGAGUUGUACCAUGCCAAGAAAUGUUUGGGCUUUGGAAAUUUAUCUUUCAUAUAUCCAUCUGGCAGUGUAAGAAAGAGAACAUGGCCCUCACUGCAAAGAGAGCAUGAAAGCACUAUGCUGUGUGCUGGAGAGGUUGCCAAGGUAUGACCGGGGCCUCCAUAAGACGUGGGAUUGUCUGUCUGUGGUGAGACCGGAAAGCAGGAACUCACAAGAAAUAAGGUUUUGUUCACCAGUAUCCCCAAGAGGAGACUUCACCCCAACAAAUGGUAUAUGAAAAUGAAUCCACUGUCUGUUUUCCUAAAGCCUUUUUAUAUUUUCUAAAUUACUGACUGCUACAUGCUGUUACUCAAUUUUAAAUGCCACCACUAGGGAAAAGAGAAACGAUUGAAGAAAUAAUUAUUUAAUAUAUUUGCAGCUAGGGUAGAAGAAAUAUAUCUAGUAUAUUAGUUCAUAUUACUAGUAAAGCUGUCUAGUAUAAAUUGAUUGUGAUGUUAAAUGGAAGUUUUAUCAUGUUAUCCAAGAUACAAACUUAUUCUUUGUUUAAAUCUGGUUUAUUAUGGCAAUUUUUAGUCGAUUACUUGUUUUUCUUGGCCAACUCUUAAUUUUAUUCAUAGUAAAACCCUCUUUAGCUGUCCCUUGUAAAUCCUGUAUUAUAAGAACAUGAGAAAUUCAAAUGAGUGAGAGAAGUUGCUGAUAUUCAUAGGCAUAUUUGAACAAUUCAUAGAAUCCAUGAAUAAAAUGAGGGUGACAACAUUUGAAGGGAAGAUUUCUCCAUUCCCUCCUCGUCUCAGCAAAAGGAUCCAAUGUUUUAUUUUUGAAGCCUAGAACUUCUUUAUUUUUAAAAAAGUUGGUCUAAAAUUGUAAAAAGCAGGCAUGGACAUAGUUCUACCAUGAGAAUGGACAUAGGUCUACCAUGGAUUGUCCAUGAGAGCAAAACUUGACUGUGGACAAAGUAAUGGUGGUUGCCCCUGUGUGACAGUAAGUUGUCUUUUGUCUUUCUCCAAAAGGACAGAAGCUGCUAGGAACUUUAGGUUCUAAAAUAGGCAGUUUAGUCUUUGAGGAUUUCUCAAAGUACAGAAAGUCAUCACGUAAACACUACAUGUCGAAUCAUCUCAGAGUUGUGGCUGUUGUCUCUUCAGGAAUUGGUCCACAGGGUAACAUUUCAAUGAUUCAUAUGUUUUCAGUGGUCAUUUCUGAGGAUCUCACAUGAAAGAAAGGAAAAGGGAAAGAAGAGCUACCCCUCGUGGGUGUGAGUUUGGAACCUGUCGGCCACCAGGGGUGUCACUCCCUGGAAAUACAAGUUCAGCAUGUUUGCACUUGUUCCUGUGUAGCUUUAAUGACUUUUUUUUCUAAUAGGGCUAAUGUCUCUAAGCUUUGUGCUUAGAGCUGUUUCAGAUUUUAAACUAGUUCCAUUUCACUGUUCUAGUUAUUCAAACCAUUUUUUUACAGCCUCCUGGGUGGGUCAUCUUAACUCUUGAAUUAUAAUAUUUUGAGAUAUUUUCAUUCCAGAAUGUACCAAAAAGUGCACAGAGUGAAGGCAAUUUACAGCAAAACAAAACAAAACACACAGCUUAUUUCAUUUGACUUUAUAUAUGCAGAUAAGCAGAAACCUGUUUAACUCAUUACUUGAUGUGUCAUAUUUUUUGACUGAAAAUUAAUAGAAGUGGUUCCUCUAAGAGGGUCUUUUAGAGGUGGGAGAAUGGGGAUAGCAGUAUCGCCCCAGACUCUUACUGGCAUCACCAUAAAUUCUGUAUGCCAGGGUGGCGUGAAGUCAGCUUUUUAUAGUUGAAAUACAAUUUUUUAUUCACCAUUGUCUGCACAAAUUCUUGAAAAUAAAAUUUCUUUCCCUAC